Messenger RNA from Triticum aestivum (bread wheat), 4013 nucleotides. Its product is annotated as probable LRR receptor-like serine/threonine-protein kinase At3g47570. Bases 46 to 3798 code for a protein of 1250 amino acids. Gene Ontology annotation, molecular function: ATP binding; protein kinase activity; receptor serine/threonine kinase binding. The record is from RefSeq and is a predicted model, not a curated record. Gene Ontology annotation, biological process: protein phosphorylation. NCBI's taxonomy places the organism in Eukaryota, Viridiplantae, Streptophyta, Magnoliopsida, Poales, Poaceae. The transcript has 2 exons.
UAUAGCACAGAUCAAGAUAAACAGCUAAGACACGCAACUAGAUCCAUGGCUGCAGCACCCUCAUCUGUCCGCAUUUCCAUCAUCCUACUUCUCCUCCUACUCUCAGUCAUCUCCACGUCUUCUUCUUCUUAUUAUUAUUCAGUUCCGGCUAAUGGCAGCGACACGGACCUCGCCGCGCUGCUGGCUUUCAAAGCCCAGCUUGCCGACCCUCUCGGUGUAUUGGCAGGCAACUGGACUGCCGGCACAUCUUUCUGUCACUGGAUCGGUGUCUCGUGCAGCCGCCGGCGGCAGCGCAUCACUGCUCUAGCCUUCUCGGACACACCCCUCUUUGGAUCUUUGGUUCCUCACCUCGGUAACCUCUCUUUCCUCUCUGUUCUUGAUAUUACCUAUGCAAACCUCACCGGUUCCAUCCCUCAUGAGCUCGGCAGGCUACGUCGGCUUUGGUAUCUUCGUCUUGUAGGAAAUAGCCUAUCAAAUGCCAUUCCUACAUCCCUAGGGAAUCUCAGAGGGCUCGAGUCAAUCAAUCUAAGUUAUAACCAACUCACCGGCCAAAUCCCUCCCGAGUUGUUAAUUCGUAUGCCGAAACUUGAGACGAUUUUUCUGGCUGGGAACAAAUUAAGUGGCCAAAUACCAUCCAAUCUAUUUGAUAACACACCUUCAUUGAGAGUCAUCAACUUUGACACCAAUAGGCUCUCGGGCCAAAUUUCCCCUGAGUUGUUAUUUCGUCUGCGUAAACUUGAGAUGUUUUCCCUAUCUGAAAAUGACUUGAGUGGCCAAAUACCACCGCACCUAUUCAGUUACACGCCUUCCUUGAGGAAAAUCUACUUUAACAACAACAUGAUCUCUGGCCAGAUCCCACCUAAGUUGUUAAGUUGUCUAGGGAAACUUGAGGUAAUUGCUAUGUAUCAAAAUGAACUGAGUGGCCAAAUACCACCCAAUUUGUUCAAUAGCACGCCUGCUCUGAGCUACAUUUACUUCCACAAUAACAAACUCUCGGGCCAGAUCCCUCCUGAUAUGCUACUACCUCUUCAUAACCUUAGAUAUAUUACUCUGUCUGAAAAUGAGCUGAGUGGUCAAAUACCUCCUUAUUUGUUCAAUAACACACCGUCCUUGGAGUACAUUGAAUUUGGAAACAACAGCCUAUCAGGUCCCAUUCCACAAACCAUAUACAACAAGUCCAUGUUGCAAUACAUUUCAUUCGGGAACAACAACCAUAUUGGAACGAUUCCAAACAAUCAUAGUUUUAGCCUCCCAAUGUUGCAAACUCUUAACCUCGGUCCAAACAAAUUUACCGGUAGGAUUUCAUUGGGGAUUGCAUCAUGUCAAUAUCUCGAAGAACUAUUUUUGAAUGACAAUUCUUUUUUGGAUGUUGUUCCCUUAUGGUUAGGUAGAUUGCAACACCUCAAAUAUCUUUCGUUGGGUGGAAAUAACCUUGUAGGCUUGAUCCCAGCUGCUAUCGGCAAUCUCACUAGUCUUAUUGCGCUGGACCUAUCUCACUGCAACCUCAAAGGAAACAUUCCACUAGAAUUAGGGCUAAUGCAAAAGCUUUCCUAUCUUCAUCUUGGAUCAAAUGAACUUACUGGUACAAUUCAACCUUCCCUCGGUAAUUUAUCCAAGUUGAAUUUCCUCUAUUUGGAUAAGAAUAAAUUAUCCGGCUUAGUACCACCAAAACUUGGCAACAUAGCAACAUUGGAAAGGUUUAUUCUACAAAGGAACUAUCUAGAGGGAAAUGUGGAGUUCUUAUCUGGUUUAUCUAAUAGCAGAAGCCUCCAACUGAUUGAUGUAUCGAGUAAUUCUUUCACGGGUGCCCUCUCUGACUAUGUAGGAAACCUCACUUCACAGUUAAUCACAUUCGUUGUAUCUGAUAACAAGUUGGUAGGUGGAGUUCCAACAACAAUUUCAAACAUAAGUAGCAUAGAAUGGAUAGAUCUUUCUAAUAACCAAAUCAUCGAACCAAUUCCAGAAUCUAUCACUAUGUUACAAAAUCUUGUGUUGCUUGAUCUCUCUAGCAAUAACAUUUUGAGUGCUAUACCAAUAGAAAUGGGCAAGCUUGGGAGUCUACAACGGUUGUUUCUCGAAAGAAACAAAUUAUUUGGAGCUAUACCAAGUAGCUUCAGUAAUCUCAGUAGUUUAGAGAAAAUCGAUUUGUCCAAUAACCAGUUAUGUUCAAUGGUACCUGAAAGCCUAUUCAGCCUUGAUAAGCUUGUCGAACUCAACCUUUCUUUCAAUUCUUUUGUCGGUGCACUACCGCUGGAUGUUUCUCGACUAAUACAAACAUAUCAAAUGGACCUUUCUUCUAACUUCUUCCUAGGAAGCAUCCCACAGUCAAUUGGACAACUUAAGAUGCUAGCCUAUUUAAAUCUAUCACACAACUCAUUCGGAGGCCCAAUAGAAAACCCACUUCAAAAGCUAACUAACUUAGUAUCAUUGGACCUAUCCUUCAAUAACCUCUCUGGUACCAUUCCUAUGUUCCUUGCAAACUUUACCAACUUGACUACAUUGAAUCUUUCAUUCAAUAGACUAGAAGGACAAAUACCAGAGGGUGGUGUUUUCUCAAACCUCCUAUUGCAAUCUUUGACUGGGAAUGCUGGGCUAUGUGGCGCUCCACGCCUAGGAUUUUUGCCAUGUGUUGACGAAUCUCAUUCAACUAACAAACUAUCGCUAGAAUUUCUACUUCCCAUAGCCAUGGUUGUUUUUGGCUGUAUUGCUACCUGCUUAUACCUAUGGAUCAACAAAAAACACAAGAACAAGAGAGGGGUCAAAAUGUAUGUUGAUCCAACUGAUGGAAUAGGCCAUCAGAUCGUCUCGUACCGUGAGAUCACUCAGGCCACAAAUAAUUUCAACGAAGAUAACAUGUUGGGGUCCGGAAGUUUUGGAAAAGUAUUCAAGGGGCAAUUGAGUGGUUUGGUAGUCGCGAUAAAAGUUCUUGACAUGCAACUGGACCAGGCCAUGAGAAGCUUUGACGUUGAGUGUAGUGUGCUUCGCAUGGCACGACACCGCAAUCUAAUACGAAUACUCAACACGUGUUCCAACCUAGACUUUAGAGCACUUGUAUUUCAAUACAUGCCAAAUGGCAGUUUAGAGAUGCUAUUGCACCGGUCUCAGAGUACAGUGCACUUGGGUUUCCUCGAGAGGCUCAAUAUCAUGCUCGACGUGUCGAUGGCAGUAGAGUAUCUGCAUCAUCAGCAUUACGAAGUGAUUUUGCACUGUGACUUGAAGCCGAGCAACGUGUUGUUUGACGCGGACAUGACCGCACAUGUGUCAGACUUCGGCAUUGCAAGGUUGCUUCUAGGUGAUGACAACUCCAUAAUUUCUACAAGCAUGCCUGGAACAGUGGGCUACAUGGCACCAGAGUACGGAUCUCUUGGAAAAGCAUCACGGAAGAGCGAUGUGUUCAGCUACGGGAUCAUGCUCCUAGAAGUCUUCACUAGAAGAAGACCCACUGAUGCUAUGUUUGGAGGUGAAUUAACCCUUAGGCAGUGGGUUCACCAUGCAUUUCCCACAGAGCUUAUGGGUGUUGUGGAUGACCAGAUACUACAAGGCUGCUUUUCUAGCUACGACUUGGCCAAUGGAUUUCUUGUGCCAGUAUUUGAGCUAGGUUUGCUCUGUUGCAGUGACUCGCCUGACGAGAGAACAACGAUAAGCAACGUGGUUGUGAGGUUGAAGAAGAUCAAAGCAGAGUACACCAAAAAGGCAGCAACGACAUCACGUGGUGUGGCACAACAAUUGAUCUCCCAUGCUCCUCCCUCUCGCUCAGUGCUCAUCGAGGACAAUGAGAGGCCAUCAACGACUAGCUAGCUCCAUCCAGCAUAUGUGUACUUUCAAUAAGUUUAAUUUCAAAAAUGGUAGAAUAAAUCCCAUAGUAGUUAGUAAAGUAAACCAAGAGCCCAUUACAUACAGCAAACCAGGUGCUAGAAGGGAACCUUAUGUUACCUUUCAACGGGAGCUGGAAGGGAUCCUUUUUUAUGUAACCAUGUAAAGAUAAAUGUACGAUACAACACAAUAAAAGGUCA